Messenger RNA from Cercospora beticola, 1418 nucleotides. RefSeq lists its product as uncharacterized. Gene Ontology annotation, molecular function: RNA binding. NCBI's taxonomy places the organism in Eukaryota, Fungi, Ascomycota, Dothideomycetes, Mycosphaerellales, Mycosphaerellaceae. Gene Ontology annotation, cellular component: nucleolus. The record is from RefSeq and is a predicted model, not a curated record.
UACAACGACCACGGCGCACAAUGUCACGGGAAAACAUGUCAUCGAGCGACGUCAAGGCCGAGAAGAAGAAGCGCAAGAGGGCGGAGAAGGCGGAGGAGGAGGAUGAACUCGAGAUCGAUGUCAAUCUGCCCGAGCCACCGUCGAAGAAAGCCAAGCGCAAAGAGAAAAAGGCCAAAUCGAAGCCAGCUGCAACAGAAAACUCAGAUGCCGCAAAUGAUGGCAGUGCUACAACCAAAGCGCAGGAGGACAACAUCCAUCCUUCACGCAGCCUGCAAGUGCCGGUAGCCAAAGGAGAAGAAGCGGGUAAGCGGUCAGAUUAUGGAGUCUGGAUUGGCAACCUCUCUUUCAAGACGACGAAGGAAACCCUCCGCCGAUUCUUCCUUGACCGCGGUGGCAUCGACGAAACCUCCAUCACACGCCUACACUUACCCGUCGACCACAACACUAAGCAGAACAAGGGCUUCGCCUACGUCGAUUUCACCACUGAAGCGGUCCUUAACAUCGCUAUCACAUGCACAGAGAAGCUCCUCGAUGGGCGCAAAGUGCUCAUCAAAAAUGCGAAAAGUUUCGAAGGCCGCCCCGCCAAAACGAAGGCGGAAGAGGAUGCUGCAAAACACGGAAACACCAGCACAAAAGCCCCAAGCAAGCGUGUCUUCGUUGGGAACCUGAGCUUUGACAUCACCAAAGACGAACUAGCAGAACACUUCGCCCAAGCCGGUACCGUCGAAGACGUCUUCCUCGCGACAUUCGAAGACAGCGGAAAAUGUAAAGGCUUUGGCUGGGUGACUUUCGCCGAUAUCGAAGCCGCAGAAAAAGCUGUGAAGGGCUUCAUCUACAAAGAACAACAGCAAGAUGAUGAUGAGGACAGCGAGACUGCUAAUUCGGACAAAGAGAAAGAGAAGGGCAGUGAUAGCGACAGCGAAGAGUACACUGCCGAACAGAAAAAGCGACAUGCGAAAAAAAAGAAGAAACCAAUGAAGUGGUUCAUCAAUCGGAUUCACGGUCGCAUGAUGAAAUUGGAGUUCGCCGAGGACAAACAAACCAGAUACCAAAAGCGGUAUGGGAAAGGUAGCAGCGGAGCAGCGAAACACCACGGCGAAGAGCAGGCUGGCAACGGCGCAGAAGAAGAGAGCAUCGAGGCAUUGGCGGCACAAGCUGCAGCAGCGCGAGAUGCACCAAGGGAGAAGAGCAACAAGAAGCGGGAUCCGAAUCUGAAAAAGAUGAACAAGGAUGAGAGACAGGAACUACGAAGGAAGAAGCAUGAUGCGCGACUAACGGCGCCCGGAGCCGCCCUUGCGAAGGCGCAAAGGAGUGACAAGGCUUCUGGUACUGCUGUUGCUGGAACAGGCAAAAAGAUCAGUUUCGAUUGAGGUAGAUCAUAAUGAUCAUUAUGGUCAAUUUCGGAUCCUGGCGAUUGU